AAUCGACUCGCGCUGUAAACAAUCGACGUCACUAACCAACGUAGAUGAAAAUUUCUUAGUACGUCGCGAGUAAAACGUGCAUUAAAUGCAAUAAAAGGGCAGCUGGCUAAGGAUCGGAACGAUUAAAGUCAGCCAACCUCAGAGGGGUGAGCAACCGAGGCAGUGAAUCCGCGAAUCCGUGCAUCCGGCUGACCAAAGGGCGAGAUUAGCGCAGCACCGAGUUUCCAUCCGCACACGGACACGGCGCACACACACACAGGCACACGCAGCCCGUGCCCAUCGAUGAAAUAACAUACAUAACGAACGUAUACCGAAAAUACACGGGCUACGGGAAAUAGCAGUUGCUGCAAUCGGCGGAUAAGCGAAAUUCGGGAAGCGGAGCAAGCGGGCCCACAAAGAUGUCGGAUAUCAUGAACAUCGACAGUAUCAUCUCGCGCCUGCUGGAGGUGCGCGGCGCACGACCGGGAAAAAAUGUGCAGCUAUCAGAGAGCGAGAUCCGCAGCCUGUGCCUCAAGUCCCGCGAGAUAUUCCUGUCGCAGCCCAUACUCCUGGAGCUGGAGGCACCGCUGAAGAUCUGCGGCGACAUACACGGACAAUACUAUGACCUCUUGCGCCUGUUCGAAUACGGCGGCUUUCCGCCCGAGUCCAACUACCUGUUCCUGGGCGACUACGUCGAUCGUGGCAAGCAGUCCCUGGAGACGAUAUGCCUGCUGCUGGCCUACAAGAUCAAGUACGCGGAGAACUUCUUCUUGCUGCGCGGCAACCAUGAGUGCGCCAGCAUCAACCGCAUCUACGGGUUCUAUGACGAAUGCAAACGUCGCUACACCAUCAAGCUGUGGAAAACUUUCACGGACUGCUUCAACUGCCUGCCGGUGGCCGCCAUCGUGGAUGAGAAGAUCUUCUGUUGCCACGGCGGCCUGAGUCCAGAUCUGUCGUCCAUGGAGCAGAUACGGCGCAUCAUGCGUCCCACAGACGUGCCCGAUCAGGGACUGCUGUGCGAUCUGCUGUGGUCGGAUCCGGAUAAGGAUACCAUGGGCUGGGGCGAGAAUGAUCGCGGCGUGAGCUUCACAUUUGGAGCAGAGGUUGUGGGUAAAUUUUUACAGAAGCACGAAUUUGACCUGAUCUGUCGGGCUCAUCAGGUGGUGGAGGACGGUUAUGAGUUCUUUGCCAAACGUCAGCUAGUGACGCUCUUCUCGGCGCCCAACUACUGCGGGGAGUUCGACAACGCGGGUGCCAUGAUGUCCGUGGACGACACAUUGAUGUGCUCCUUCCAGAUAUUGAAACCCGCCGACAAGCGACGAUUUGUAUAUCCCAACUUUGGCAGCUCAGGACGUCCUUUGACACCGCCACGCGGAGCCAACAAUAAAAACAAGAAAAAAUAAACACUGCACACAGCGAACGAAGCACAACAACAACAGCAACUACAAACGGCCACACACCCAAAACACAAAUAGGGAAAACAGAAAGGAGAAUCCGUGUGUCCACAUUCAACGGAAAGCGCAGAGAGUUUGUUUUUAUCAUAAACGUGUAAUCGAAUCGUGAGCAACGUUAUAUGGGGUAUAUGAAUCUACACAAAUUAGCCUAUCUUUCAUUUGAAAAGGAAAAACAAAAACAAAAUCAAAUAAGGAAAACGAAACGAAUGAAAGGAAAUCAAGAAACCAGAAAACACAAAUCGAGACACUUUAGUUCAAACUAAUGGUAGUGUAAGACACUGCAUAAGCAAGAAUAUUUUAUCUCCUAAUGUAUUAAUUUUGUUAUAAUAUUUCCUUGCGCAAAGCCCACACACUCACACACACAUACACAUGCUCAGAUCAUCCGUACAGUAGGUACCAUAAGUGCACGCACCGAUUGUAUUUUAAUUUGCAUUUCCAACUCGCACAGCAUUUUAAUUGUGUAGGCCGAUCCUGGCGGCACUUUUGGCAAAGGUCUUUAACCACACUUCCGUUCUUCCUUGUUUUUUUGCGUAUCUAAAGGGAAUAUUAGCAAAUGGUAACAAUGUUAACUUUUAUGUUAAUUAAACUGUACGAGAAUGCUUUUAAAUGUGAGUUGAAGUUACUACAUAUUACAUAUGUAUGUACUCGCGGCACGAUUUAUUUUUGUAAUAUUUGACAUCGAUACAUGUUUACUUAGUUUUAAAACGAGGAAAGCAAUUUUAGUUGCAAGCUAUAUAAGCUUGAAUUGUUUACACCAAAAAUAUUAAAAUAAACAAAUAUUGUGAAUA
This is a messenger RNA of Drosophila simulans, 2221 nucleotides long. It is a transcript of the gene Pp1alpha-96A, whose product is annotated as serine/threonine-protein phosphatase alpha-1 isoform. The record is from RefSeq and is a predicted model, not a curated record. Gene Ontology annotation, cellular component: cytoplasm; nucleus. The transcript has 5 exons. The coding region runs from base 399 to 1382 and encodes 327 amino acids. Gene Ontology annotation, molecular function: protein serine/threonine phosphatase activity. NCBI's taxonomy places the organism in Eukaryota, Metazoa, Arthropoda, Insecta, Diptera, Drosophilidae.